AUGACUCCAAGAAUUGUGUUUGAUGUUUCCGAGGAUGAGGAAGACGUGGUCCUAAAUGCCACUCCUCCUUCUCGGAUUAAUAAGAGUAGCACCAACAACCACAACAACAAAAACAACAACGGUAGUAGUUGCAAUAAACAUCCACUCACACAAAACAAACGACGAAAAGACACUACACUUGAUGAUGAUUUCUUUGGGACGCCAUCAUCAUCCGAGGCUUCGGAGCAUGAAGAUAAACCUCCACAACGAAAAAGGAACAAGAAGAAUUUAACUUCUAACGGAGGAGGUGUUCCAACCAUUCAGAAAAGCCUCUUGAGUUAUAGAAAGAAGAAAGAGCAAGGCAUUGCUCCAUCACCUCCCACUUGUACCAUGAUUUCAUCUGACUCCGAAACCGACAAUGAUGAAGAGGAAGAACAACUCACGAGUCAUGUUAACAGACCUUCAAAAAACAGCAGCAGUCAAAAUAGUAAUAGUGCAAUAGUCAUCUCCUCCGAUGAGGAGGCAUCCAAAGAUUUGCAAGCUAUUCUUCAUUACAAACAGACCAGUAGUGGUACAUCAAUAUCCAACAAGCUUAAGAACCACACAAUGACUAGAAAAACAACUUCCAAAAAACAACAACAACAGAAAAAAGACGAUUCCUCAACAACGGAAGAUGAACACAUUGUGAUUGGUUCUAAUAUUACAGAACGAAUUAAGCAAAAGAAACGUAUUGUGGAAAGGGAUCUGGAAGAUUUCAUUGUAGAUGAUGAUGCUGAAGAAUCUGAAGACAAAGUCGAGGAAGAAGAAGAAACAGUCAUACACCAGGUACAUACAGAUGAAGAGGAAAUUGAAACUGGGGAUGAAACUGAAGAUGAAGAUAAUGAGGAGUUUGAAGGAACCUCCAUGUCUCAAGAAAUUGACUUGAUAUCCAUUAACAGUGACGACAUUGAUGUAAAUGCCUUAAUAGAGCUUGAAGAGGCUAACCAAUCAGAAACACAAAGCACGGCUCAAUUGAAAUCCAAAUACAAAAGAUUGAUCAAAAAUCCUCCAAAACUAACAGAGUUGCCCAAUGGUUGGAAGACUGAUGAUGAAGGUGAUGACGCCACGUAUUACCUUCAGAACUUUAUGCUCGAAGGAAGAAUUUAUAACAAACUUUACAGCUUUCAAAAAGAGGGUAUCAAAUGGCUUAAUCAACGUUACAAUGAAAGCACUUACAGAGGAGGAAUUUUGGCUGACGAAAUGGGUCUUGGAAAAACUGUACAAUUAUCAACUUUCUUAUCUGGAAUUGCAGCGGCUGAAGCUGGAAAGCGUUUUUUAGUGGUAGCUCCUUUGUCUGUUCUGCAAACUUGGAUGAGUGAACUACGGCAGUGGGCACCUCUUGUAACUCCGUAUCUCUUCCAUGCUCUACAAAAAUCAGAAUUUGAAUAUGUGAUUAAAUCAUUCCAUAGCCACACCAAAAAACACUCAGGCGUGUUAAUUACCACCUAUAGAACUCUUGUUUCCAAGAUUGGCCUAUUUGUAUCAAUAUGUGCCAAACAAGAGUUUGAUGUUACCAUUGUUGAUGAGGCUCAUCAAAUCAAGAAUGAAAAGACUGCCAUUGCAAAGAAUUUGAGACAGGUUACGAGCAAGGCCAAAUUUUGUCUGACUGGAACGCCCUUAAUGAACAAGCUAGUUGAAAUGUGGGCAAUUUAUGAUUAUAUAUUUUAUGGUGAUAACAUUCUAGGAAACAGGAGUGAGUUUAAGAAAAAUUUUGAGCUUGACAUUGUCAAGUCAAGAAAGCGAGAUGCCAGUAAUUCUCAGAAAAUUUUGGGGAACAAGCUUAGCCAAAAAUUGAGAGCCUUAAUUUCUCCAUAUUUUUUAAAACGACAAAAAAGUCAAGUGCUUGAAAGUGACCACAACGUUGGAAUGUCAAGCAUUCUCAAAAAACAGGGAACAGGAAAAGCUAAAAUAUCUCAAAAGAAUGAGCUAGUUUUGUGGUGCUAUUUAACCAAAGCUCAAGAAGUCUUGUACACUAAUUAUUUGAAAUCUGAAAUUGUUAGACAAAUUUUGAGCAAAAAUACAGACAGAGCUUGUAUUUUGUCUGCAAUAUCUGCACUUAGAAUCAUGUGUGAUCAUCCAAGAUUGAAUGCUAAUGCAGACACAUUUUUAGGCAAGAUAGAUGACAACUCUGAUGAUGAAGAGAGCCUAAACGACGAGGAAAAUAUUGAAAACCUUUUAUCUCAAGAAAGAGAAGAACAGGUUGAUGUUUCUGACAUUCCUUGCGAAACACUCAUUGCUGAAAGUUCAAAAUUGAAAGUGAUGGUAAAACUACUCAAAGAACACAAAAGGACAGGGCAUAGAACGUUGAUCUUCUCUCAAUACACUUCUAUGCUUGAUAUCGUUGAGAGAGUGAUCAGGGAGCAUUUAAGGCUCAAGGUUCUAAGAAUUGAUGGAACUAUAUCCUCAACGAAAGAGAGGCAAUCAAGGGUGGAAUUAUUUCAAAGAGAUCCAUCAUAUAGUUGUUUCCUGCUUACCACUGGUGCUGGUGGAGUAGGCCUCACCUUGACAGGAGCCUCAAGAUGCAUCAUUUUAGACAUCUCUUGGAAUCCUGCAACAGAUCAACAAGCUGUGGAUCGUGCCUACAGAGUAGGACAAACCAAAAAUGUUGUCACUUACAGACUGGUAAACGUUGGAACUAUAGAAGAGGUCAUUUACCGAAGGCAAGUGAUUAAGGAUGGAUUAAUUAAGAACACUCUUGUGAAGGAGAACCAAUAUCGGUAUUUUACCUCUGACCAGGAGUUGUUAGAAAUUUUCACCCUGAGAGAUAAGAGAUCAUCCGAAACACAAAAGCUUCUCGAAACUUUGCAUCCUAAAGGGAAAAUUUAUGAAGAGCUUGAGUCCCAUGUGAAAGAUUUAGAAAAAUUAGAAGAAAUCAAUGGUGUGACAUGGCAUGAUAUGUUGUAUUCAGUCGAAUCAGAUGAUUACUUGAACGAAUCCUUUAACUAUGAAGAUGAUGCCGCCGUUCAGAAAAAAGCACACCAUUAG
Messenger RNA from Naegleria fowleri, 3003 nucleotides. RefSeq lists its product as uncharacterized. NCBI's taxonomy places the organism in Eukaryota, Heterolobosea, Eutetramitea, Acrasida, Naegleriidae. The coding region runs from base 1 to 3003 and encodes 1000 amino acids. The transcript is spliced from 3 exons. Gene Ontology annotation, molecular function: ATP-dependent chromatin remodeler activity; DNA translocase activity; ATP binding. The record is from RefSeq and is a predicted model, not a curated record.